Molecule: messenger RNA, 1284 nt
Organism: Micromonas pusilla CCMP1545
Lineage: Eukaryota; Viridiplantae; Chlorophyta; Mamiellophyceae; Mamiellales; Mamiellaceae
Exons: 2
Coding region: 1-1284 (427 amino acids)
Source: RefSeq, a predicted model, not a curated record
AUGCCGCGCGAAGCCGGCCCGCCGUCGCCGCAGUCGUCGAUGGAGCUGUUCGGCACGCGAAAGAAGCACCUGCCGCAACAAGGCGAAGACCGCCACCCGUUCUUAGACGGCGACGACGUCGACUACCGGUUCCCCGGGGCGAGGAAGAAGGGCCCCGAGGGCGCGUAUCUUCCCGGAUACCGGACGGACACGAUCAUCGUUCCGGAGUGGAAGAGCUCCGUGGCGCCGAUGAAGCCGCUCCAGUGGGACGCCGCGGGGCUCACGAACGCGCGACGAUCGGAGAUGAACUACUGCCAGGGCAUGGGGCGGCAGACGAAAGCGGUGCCGGGGAAGCCGCGGGACGAUAACGAAGAGCCGCGGAGGGGGAAGGGAAGGCGAUUCACCGAGCGCUCGCACCUGACGGAGAUGGGGAGAGAUCCGAUCGCGGCGCACGCGGGGGUCGGGGGGGAGUACAACGCCGUCGGCAGAGCGCCGUCGCCGCGGCGGGAGAGGCCGUCGAUCGAGAGCGGCGGCGGCGGCGGCGGCGGCGGGUUCAGCCUCGACGAGCGCUCUCCGAUGGACGGCCCGGAAUCCCCGGGCGCGAAGGUGCUUCGAUCGAUCAUCGACGCGUCGUCCCCCGAGGGCGGUCGCGGCGAACCCGUCGCGGGGGUGCGAACCGGUGCGAAAACGGACGACCUCGAUCCGUUUUACCGCACGUCGCGCGCGCGCGUGGAGACCCCCGCGGAGUGGAGCGUCCGACGGGCGGCGCUCUCGGACCCGAACGCCAUCGGCGACGACCGCGAGAUGGCCAAGCUCGGCGCGUUCAAACGGCGCGGCACCGAACGGCCGCCGAAGGAUUCGCUGUCCGUCGCCGAGGGCACCGCGAUCGUCGGGCCGGAGUGGGGCAGCGGCGAGCCGGAGGACUGGAAGACGGUGAGGAAAGGGAAGGGGCAGUUUGAGCACAACGAUCCGUUUCGACAGAGCGCGGAGAUGGACGGGGUCGUCGAGUAUAAACACGCGCGCGGCGCCACCGGAACCGCGGACGCGUAUACGCUCGUGGACCCGAGAGCGGAGGAGAGGGCGAGGCAGGAGCGCGCGAUCGCGGACGCGCUGGAGGAGAACGUGCGCGAGAACGCGGCGGCGGCGGCGAGGUACAAAGAAGCCGUGGACAGCAACAACGGCAUCUUGUCGAAUUAUCUGUACGAAGUGACGGGCGUGAACGCCGCGGAGCAGCCGCUGCCGCAGCGGGGGAGGACGCCGCAGAAGCCGGGGCCGCCGGAGUCGUGGCACGCGAGCUUGUAUUGA